AUGGUGGUAGCGUUAGGGGGAAGAGACAGUACAGGUAAUAAGGGACUCGUACUCAAGACAUGCGAGAGACUAAUUGUACCCUUAACUACAUAUAACACUAAUACAGCAGCAGCAGCAGCAGCAACAGCAGCAGCAGCAACAGCAGCAGCAGCAGCAAGUGCUGCAGCAGCAACGACAACAAGUGCAACAGACGCUGCAGCAAAUGCAGCAAAGGAAACUACUCCUGCUUCCCACGCAGGCCAAGAAGCAGCAGCAACAACAGCAGCAACAACAGCAGCACCGUCAACACCAACAGCAACAGCAGCAACAGCAACAGCAGCAGCAGCAGCAGCAGCAGGAGAAGGUGAGGGUCUAGCAUUCAAGAGGGUGAUUAGGUUGGCUUCAAGGGGUUUAGGAGGUGUUCGUGCAUUAAAUUCUGUAGAAGUGUUUGAUACAAUCACUAACACUUGGAUUGAAGGCCCUCCCCUGAAUAUAGCACGAGUAGAUGCUGCUUUGCUGCUGUGGUUUGCUGCUGAUGGCCGUCCGCUGCUGCUUGCUGUUGGUGGCAGCAGCGCAGCAGAGGAGACAGACAGCAGCAACAACAACAGCAGCAGCAACAGCAGCUUGCUGCUGUCUGCUGAGGUCCUAGAUCUACAGGCAUACUUCCUUGCUGCUUUUGGCGAAGUCCUGCCGCUGCAGCAGCACCAUCAGCAGCAGCAGCAACAGGAGCGUCAGCAUCAGCAGCAGCAGCAGCAGCAGCAGGAGGUAGAGUGGGUAUUGUAUGAACAUUCAGGACUUGGCGGUGUCUCCUCUUCUUCUUGUGUAGUUGAUUGUCCCCCGUGGGCUCUAUGGGCAUCGGAGUUACCUAAAGACACAAUACAGCAGCACAGCAGCAGCAGCAGCAAUGCAGCAGCAGCAACACAGCCAAAGGGAAUGGUGCUCACCUCCUCAGGACGUCGUAGUGUACCUCAGUGUGUGUCUUCUAUUUGCUGCCUUUAUCGCUGCCAGUCGCCGCAGCAGCGCAGCAGCUUUGCUGCAGCAGCACGAGUAGCAGCAGCAGGAGCAGCAGCAGCUGCAGCAACAGGAGACAGGACAUGUUUAAUAAAGAAAAGAACAGAUGAUACACCAGCAGCAGCAGCAGCAGCAGCAGCAGCAUCAACUGUCUCCUUACAAAGAUUUGCUGCAGCAGCAAAGGAGACAAAACCCCACACAUCCAUCUUCUCUUCUGCAGCAAAAGAAAAGGUCCAAGAGUUACGACGCGCCUUUGAAUCUGCUGCUGUUGCUGAGCGAUUGAAGGGACGGCUUGAUUAA
Molecule: messenger RNA, 1290 nt
Organism: Eimeria maxima
Lineage: Eukaryota; Apicomplexa; Conoidasida; Eucoccidiorida; Eimeriidae
Product: kelch motif domain-containing protein, putative
Exons: 7
Coding region: 1-1290 (429 amino acids)
Biological process (GO): regulation of transcription by RNA polymerase II
Cellular component (GO): nucleus
Molecular function (GO): transcription cis-regulatory region binding; protein binding
Source: RefSeq, a predicted model, not a curated record